Messenger RNA from Fomitiporia mediterranea MF3/22, 1120 nucleotides. RefSeq names its product cyanamide hydratase. The transcript has 6 exons. The coding region runs from base 186 to 947 and encodes 253 amino acids. Lineage: Eukaryota; Fungi; Basidiomycota; Agaricomycetes; Hymenochaetales; Hymenochaetaceae. The record is from RefSeq and is a predicted model, not a curated record.
GAAAGCUCCAAUUUUACUCUCCGAACAUCCUUACACCCUUAUUCAUACAGCCCCUUAAACUGAGCGAGUUCACCAUCAGACGGGCAGGAGACGGAGCAAGUCCUCAAUUCAUCUAAGAACUCCUAGACGAACAGGUUAAAACCCGCAGCGUACCUCUCUUCGAAUCCACAUAACUCAGAUACAAGAUGGCUCCUUCAGACAACCAGAAAGUGUCCUUCUACGGGUAUACUCCUGUUCCUAGAGAUCCGGAUGUGCUUUUCAAGGAUCAUCCCACUGCUUCUGGAACAAGCCCCAAACAAGACCCUUUCAAAUUUGAGGACAUCCCUAUCCCAGACUCGCUUCUAGUGCAGAAAGUCAAAGAGUUUGUAAAGUCAAAGCUCAAUGAACAGACAUACAAUCAUAGUAACCGUGUCUACAUUUACGGCACUGCCCUAGUCAAGACACACUUCCCCGAUUGGUCAUACGACUCCGAGACGUACUACCUCACCUGUCUUCUGCACGAUAUCGGUACAGCAGAUGCAUUCCUUGCGACUACAAAAAUGUCUUUCGAAUUCAAGGGCGCGAUCGUCGCGCGAGAGCUCCUCCUCGCGAAUGGCGGCGUCGAAGAUCAGGCGGAUGGUGUAUGCGAAGCUAUCAUACGCCACCAAGAUAUUUUCGUCAAGGGUGGGAACAUCACAAUGAUCGGGCAGAUCAUACAACUUGCUACUAUUCUUGACAACGUUGGACUCCGUGCAAACCUGAUCCACCCAGACCUAAUCGCAACAACCUGCGCCGCCUUCCCACGCAAAGGCUGGUCCAACUGCUUCUCACGCACAAUCGAGAAAGAACUCACACUCAAACCAUGGUGUCACACUUCGACGUUCGAAAUACCCAAUUGGGUCGAAGGUGUUCAGAGUAACUUUGCAACAGACGUUCGUGGGAACAGCGUCAUGGCGAAAUAUGAUUGAUUUUUUUUGUGACUGUGGGAUGUGGGCUACGGGACUGGGUACAAUGGAAUCAAUGAUUAUUGACGAGUGGAAAUAACGGUGAAAUGCGCAAUACUCGAGGAGGAGCGGGUGAAUAAUGUAGCAUUAACAAUGUUGAUUUUGGAGAUAAAUUCAUACUGUGAUUAUUCCUUCCG